GGUGUUUGGCUGGGUGCGAUGCGUCUUCAUGUCUGCUUUUAAACACACGAGCAGCGGUUCACUGUGCUUGCGGACUACGGUGAAGGGAUCGUCCCAGAGCAGCGCGAGCAUCCGUCUGUUGACGCCAGUAAGCCAGCAGCAGUACAGCAGGGGAAGCUAGCUCCAACCCCGCUUAGACUCGGUGACAGUAGCCUCGGAGCCAGGCAGAGUCGGUGAGCCAUGGGUUUCCGCAAGAAGAACAAGAGCCCACCGGUGCUGAGCCACGAGUUUGUGAUCCAGAAUCACGCCGAUAUGGUGUCGUGCUUGGCCAUGAUCAUCCUCCUUGGCCUGAUGUUUGAGGUCACAGCAAAGUUUGCCAUCAUGUUCAUCACAGUUCAGUACAACGUAACUCAAGUUCUUGAUGAGAAAAGUGAGCCAGUCAACCUUUACCAGUACGGCCCUAAAGACGUGGCCACCGUCUUUUUUUACCUUCUUAUUGCAGUCAUUCUUCAUGCCUUGAUACAAGAAUAUAUUCUCGACAAAAUGAACAGAAGGUUGCACCUGUCAAAAACCAAACACAGCAAGUUCAAUGAGUCUGGACAGCUUGCAGCAUUCUACCUGUUCUCCUUCAUCUGGGGCUGCAGCAUCCUAACAGCGGAGGACUUUGCAACAAAUCCUACUUUCUUAUGGGAGGGUUACCCACAUACUCACAUGGUUUUUCAGGUCAAGUUCUUCUACAUUUGCCAAAUUGCCUAUUGGCUCCACGCACUUCCUGAGCUGUAUUUUCAAAAAGUACGGAAGGAAGACAUCCCCCGCCAGCUUUAUUACAUUUGCCUUUAUGUUGUCCACAUCACUGGUGCCUAUGUCUUAAACCUUCACCGACUGGGCCUGGUGUUGCUGGUCCCUCACUACCUAGUGGAGCUUCUGUUCCACGCUUCACGCCUCUUCUACUUCAGUGACGAGAACAAGCAAAAAGGUUUUACUCUGUGGGCGCUACUUUUUGUCAUCGCCCGCCUCCUCACCCUCACGCUCUCGGUUCUGACAUUCGGUUUCGGCCUGCCCCGAACAGAAAACCAGGGCUUUUCCCUAGCUGAAGGCAACUUCAAUGUGCUCACCAUAAGGAUGACUUGUCUGGCAGCUAUCUGCCUGACACAGGCCUGGAUGAUGUGGAAAUUCAUUAAUUUCCAGCUGAAAAAGUGGAGAGAGCACAGCCAGAACCAAGCCUCAAAGAAGAAGGCGGUCAGCCCAAAGAGCAAGCCUCACAAAAAGGAACCUACAAGGGGUGGAGCUGCCAAUGGAGUUGUCAAAUCUGAAGAUAAAACCUCGCCACGGGCAAGGAAAGCCAAAGCUUCAUAGAGCUUAACAGAGAGGGGGAGGGGAGUGUGAGGGAGUUCUGACAAUGUGACACUGUCUUUACACAACUUAAAAUUAUGUCUAUGGCUCCCCAAAACAAAUGGUUAAGUGGGCUAGGAAACCUUACAUGACUGUCCCUUUGGGGGGUUGAAACUCUUUUCUGAAAAAGUUCAGUGUUACCGUCUGCUAGAAAUGUUUGUUAUUCAUUUGGGUUCGCAGGAGAUGGUGACAGGGCAGUUCUGGUUUUGAUGCUUUAACAGGAUGGAUUUAGCUAAUCAAGUGUCCUUUUGUGUAAAGCUAAGAUCACUUGUCGGGUACUUUAAACUGAGUUGCUCUUUGUUAAUUUGAAACUGAAUCAGUUAACUUCACAAUACCUUAAAAAGCCAAUUCAGACUUCAGGGCAACUUAAUAUAAAGUAUUAGCGUACACAUCAGCUGUACAGGGUGUCAGUUUAAGUUUGGGCCUUAUUCAGUGUGAAAAACGGGCUAUAGCUCAUGUUCCAAAAUGUAAAGCCUUUCUUGCUCUACAAGAGGGAAUUUUUCGAUAACCGGCUGUUGUCAGGAAAAGAUCUUAAAUUGUUCGCUCCAAAGGAAUGUUUGUGCUAUUCCAGUAUUUAGCAUAGCUGCAGCGAGAACGGUGAAACUUCUAGUUAAACUCCUUAGAUCAUGUACUGCCAUCAUUUAACAGCAUCUGCCAUUGAAAUCCAACAUGUUACAGGAUUGAGGCACUGUUAUAUUUUAGACUGCUUUUAUCACAACCCUGGUAAUCUGCCUGUCGAGCCCUUUUCAGACAUGGGUUAUGUAACCUUACUGGCUUCAGUCUGUUUAAGUGAUGGUAUACUGUCAUUCAAACAUGGGUCACUUUUCUGUUGGCAUUUCU
This is a messenger RNA of Archocentrus centrarchus (flier cichlid), 2211 nucleotides long. Its product is annotated as translocating chain-associated membrane protein 1-like 1. The transcript has 11 exons. Gene Ontology annotation, cellular component: endoplasmic reticulum membrane. The record is from RefSeq and is a predicted model, not a curated record. Gene Ontology annotation, biological process: protein insertion into ER membrane; SRP-dependent cotranslational protein targeting to membrane, translocation. Lineage: Eukaryota; Metazoa; Chordata; Actinopteri; Cichliformes; Cichlidae. The coding region runs from base 220 to 1335 and encodes 371 amino acids.